Symbiodinium sp. CCMP2592 is the source of this 1044-nucleotide messenger RNA. NCBI's taxonomy places the organism in Eukaryota, Dinophyceae, Suessiales, Symbiodiniaceae. The record is from the annotation of a GenBank genome assembly.
AUGAGUGGGUCUGUGACCACCACCAGCACAGCUAGCCUAGAUGAUGGCUUCGGUGGUGUUGGCUCUUCAAAUCUGACAGAGUGCAGUGAUGAAGAACAGCGGCUACUUCUAGAGCUGCAGGAGCUGGAGAGAUCACUGGAAGCCGAGGAGAAUGCAAAAGCGCCGAUGCCGGACCCGGAAGUCGCCUCGGCUGCCACUCUUCCGGCUACUUAUGAGGAGCUCAAGGAAUUGGGCCUGCAUACUACGACGGCUGAUUGCGAACCCGAAGUCAUUGAUGCAGAUGAGUUCGAUGACACUGAGAUGAAGGAGACCUUGCAUGCAAUGUGGCGAGUGAAGCAGGAGGCUGUGGAAGAAAACCAGCAGCAACCAGCACCAAAGCUACACCAGGCGGUCCCCGACCAGAAGGCACACCCCGUCGCCGCUCCGGCCGAUCCCAACCAGAAGCCACGUCCCGUCGCCACUCCCGCCAGAGCCCCGACAACUGCUGCUGCUCCUCCCGCCGAUGAUGAUGAAGAACCGACUGAAGGUCUAGUGAAAACCGAACCCCGGGCGAAGCCGAAGAAAGAAUUCACCCGCCAGGAGCGACUGGUCCUCGCUGCUCGUGGGAGAAUCGGCCGAACGAUGCGGCCAAAGACAAAAAGGACGGAUUUGGUGCCACCGGCAUAUGUGCAGCAACAUUUCAAGGAAGGGCACAAGAAACAGCUAGCUCAAAUGCUAGUGGAUUGCAACUUCGACAAGGCACGAUUCUUCAACCUGGUUGAGAAGACUGUUCUCAAGCGGGACGAGCAGGUGCUGGAACGGGAGGAGGGCUGGUACAGCGAGGCUGAGAUGAAAGCAGACCUCAAGUGGUCCCCGUCCCGGAUUGCUGGUGCAAUGGCAUAUUGCCGGGCCAGAGCGGCAACACACGUCCGAAAGAAUAUGUACGACAACGUCGAGGAGUUCUGGGUCCUGCUUCGUGAAAAGGCAAACAAGAAGGAGACCUUGCUGAGGGAGGAGAAGCACCACGAGAGCGAGGCUGCAUCUCAUCCGAACUUCAUUCCUUAA